Molecule: messenger RNA, 1481 nt
Organism: Phragmites australis (common reed)
Lineage: Eukaryota; Viridiplantae; Streptophyta; Magnoliopsida; Poales; Poaceae
Product: probable indole-3-pyruvate monooxygenase YUCCA9
Exons: 2
Coding region: 21-1301 (426 amino acids)
Molecular function (GO): flavin adenine dinucleotide binding; monooxygenase activity
Source: RefSeq, a predicted model, not a curated record
GUGUCGGCAAGCAUCGACAGAUGAGAUCAAUGGUCCAGGAGGAGGCGGUGGCACCCAUGGUGCAGGGCAACGACAACAAGCAGCAGCAGCAGCAGCAGCAGUACUGGGUGAACGGUGCGCUCAUCAUCGGCGCCGGACCUGCGGGGCUGGCCGUGGCGGCGUGCCUCCGCAAGCAGGAUGUUCCGUCCGUGGUGCUGGAGCGCGCCGACUGCAUCGUCUCGCUGUGGCAGAACCGCACGUACGACCGCCUCAAGCUGCACCUCCCCAAGCGCUUCUGCGAGCUCCCCAUGGCGCCCUUCCCGCCGCACUUCCCCCAGUACCCGUCCAGGGCACAGUUCCUCUCCUACCUCCACUCCUACGCCCGCCGCUUCUCCAUCGCCCCGCACUUCCGCACCAACGUCACCUCCGCGCGCCGCGACCGCGCAUGCGGGGUCUGGCGCGUGCAAGCCCACGUCGCCGGCCGUGGCGACGUCGAGUACGUCUGCCAGUGGCUCGUCGUCGCCACGGGAGAGAACGCCGACACCGUCGACCCCGACAUCGAGGGCCUUCGCCAAAGCAGGGUCCCCGUCAUGCACGCCGCCGAAUACCGGUCCGGCGAGCCCUUCAGGGGCAAGCGCGUGCUGGUCAUCGGCUGCGGCAAUUCCGGCAUGGAGGUCUGCCUCGACCUCUGCCACCACGGCGCCUCCCCCACCAUGGUCGUCAAGGACUCGGUGCACGUGCUCCCGCGGGAGGUGAUGGGCAAGUCCACGUUCGAGAUGACGGUGACCAUGAUGCGCUGGCUCCCACUCUGGCUGGUCGACAGGAUCCUGGUCGCCAUGGCGGCGCUCACGCUGGGCGACGUCGAGCGCUACGGCCUGCGGCGGCCGGCGGUCGGGCCGAUGGAGCUCAAGAGCCGGGAGGGCAAGACGCCCGUGCUCGACAUCGGCGCGCUCGCGAAGAUCAAGUCGGGCCAGAUCAAGGUCGUACCGGAGGUCAGGAGGUUCCUGCCUCUGCCUGCCGGGGGGGCGGAGCUCGUGGACGGACGCGUCGUGGAGGUGGACGCCGUCGUGCUCGCCACCGGCUACCGCAGUAACGUCGCGUCGUGGCUCAAGAUGAAGGGGACAGGUGAUUGGGAGGCCGGAGAGGAGGAUGGUCUCUACGCCGUGGGGUUCACGAGGAGAGGGCUCGCCGGGAUAGCUGAGGCGGCGGUGAGGAUGGCGGAGGAGCUGGGCAAGGUGUGGCGGCAACAGACGAUGGAUCUGCAGGAGCACCCAGGGCCAGCCUCUCGUGCCUGUGAUGGAUCAUGUGUGCAUGAUCAGUGAAUCCGUCCUUGUAAAAAGCACUCGAUCCUGUCAUAUGCAUCUUGAUCGUAAGUUGUAGCUCAAAGCAUCGGAGGUAGAGCUAGGAGUGACCAGCUCCCACUGUACUAGUUUUUUUUUUUCUUUUUAAAAAUUCACUGUACUAGUGUUACAGUUUGCACGCGAAUGAACAUCCAUCUAUCU